AAUUGUCAUUUGUGGUCUUUCAAGUUGUGUGAGUGCAAAAACUUCUUCGCUUUUUGAAAUUGUAAACAAUGGCAGCACGUCGCGUGGCUACAUCCUCCAUUAACUGGGCCUCUUUGGCUGAACGUGUCCCUCCCAACCAAAAGGCCAACUUCGCCGCUUUCAAAACCAAGUCGGACGCUUACAUGCGCGCCGUUUUGGCCAACCCUGAAAAUCCACCAAAGAUUGACUGGGCCCACUACAAGAAGUUGGUUCCCGUUCCCGGUUUGGUUGACACUUUCCAAAAGCAAUAUGAAGCUUUGAAGGUUCCCUAUCCCUCGGAUACCGUCACCGCCCAAAUUGAAGCUCAGGCCAAGGAAGCCAAGGCUGAAGUUGAUAGCUUCAAGAAGAGCUCUGAACAACGCAUCGCUCAACUCCAAAAGGAAAUCGAUCACUUGAAAUCCUUGUUGCCAUUCGAACAAAUGACCAUGGAAGAUUACCGCGAUGCAUUCCCCGAUUUGGCUUUGGAUCCAGUCAAUCGUCCAACAUUCUGGCCCCACACCCCUGAAGAACAGGUCGGUUACGUGUCGAAGGAAAUGGAAGCUGCCAGAGCUGCCCAUGAACAUUAAAUACAACGUCGA
Molecule: messenger RNA, 617 nt
Organism: Musca vetustissima
Lineage: Eukaryota; Metazoa; Arthropoda; Insecta; Diptera; Muscidae
Gene: ATPsynD
Product: ATP synthase subunit d, mitochondrial
Exons: 2
Coding region: 69-605 (178 amino acids)
Biological process (GO): proton motive force-driven ATP synthesis
Molecular function (GO): proton transmembrane transporter activity
Source: RefSeq, a predicted model, not a curated record